Molecule: messenger RNA, 984 nt
Organism: Euleptes europaea (tarantolino)
Lineage: Eukaryota; Metazoa; Chordata; Lepidosauria; Squamata; Sphaerodactylidae
Product: free fatty acid receptor 2-like
Exons: 2
Coding region: 1-984 (327 amino acids)
Biological process (GO): cellular response to fatty acid; G protein-coupled receptor signaling pathway
Cellular component (GO): plasma membrane
Molecular function (GO): G protein-coupled receptor activity
Source: RefSeq, a predicted model, not a curated record
AUGACAAAUUUGGACCUUGUUGCCUGCCUCUUCAUCCUCCUGACUGGCCUCCCUUCCAACCUCCUGGCCUUCCAUACAUUCCUGCUGAAAGUGUCCAAGAAGCUGACCCCCAUAGACAUCCUCUUGCUCAACCUGACUAUUUCCGACAUCCUCCUUCUCCUUUUUCUGCCCUUCAAGAUGAUGGAGGUUGCCUCCAACAUGAUUUGGCCUCUUCCUACUCUCCUCUGCCCGCUCACUGACUACUUCCUCUACGGCAGCGUGUACGUCAGUAUCCUUUUCCUCAUGGCAGUCAGCAUGGAUCGCUAUCUGGCUGUCGCAUACCCUAUCAAGUACAAGCUGAAACGCAGGCCCGUCUAUGCAUUUGUGGCCAGCAUCUUCAUCUGGCUCCUGAUCUGCUCCCACUACGGAUUUAUCUACAUCGCCAAAUACCAAGGUUCCAAUGGGAGCCUUCCAUACUCUUCCAAUACCUCCCAUUGCUAUGAGAAUUUCUCCCCUGAUGUCAUCCUCCCUGUCCGCCUGGAAAUCUGCCUCGUCUUCUUCUGCCUCCCUUUCAUCAUCACCCUUUUCUGCUAUGUGAAAGUUAUCCAGAUCUUGAACUCCCUGCCCAACUUCCCAGCCCGCAAGAAGCAACGGGCCAUGGGCUUGGCCGCGGCCACUUUGCUGAGUUUUGUCAUCUGCUUUGGCCCCUUUAACAUCUCCCACAUUGUGGGCUUCGUUCAAAAACAGGGGCCUCCCUGGAGAAGGGAAGGUUUCCUCUUCAGCACCCUCAACACCUGCAUCGAUCCUGUCACCUUCUACUUCUCCUCCAAGGCAAUCCGACAAGCCUUUACCGACUGCUGGAAUGGCAUGUGCCGCCAAAUCCAGACUUUGCUGCCCUGGUGCAACUGGCCCUGCUGCCGAGGUCCUACAGACAAUGGAGAAGGAGAAGGAGCUGGACGGUUCUCUACUUCAUAUCUUCAAGGUGAAUACGAAGUCGACCUUUAA